Molecule: messenger RNA, 1850 nt
Organism: Malaya genurostris
Lineage: Eukaryota; Metazoa; Arthropoda; Insecta; Diptera; Culicidae
Product: CXXC-type zinc finger protein 1-like
Exons: 4
Coding region: 292-1731 (479 amino acids)
Biological process (GO): positive regulation of DNA-templated transcription
Cellular component (GO): Set1C/COMPASS complex
Molecular function (GO): DNA binding; zinc ion binding
Source: RefSeq, a predicted model, not a curated record
GCAGCCCUGCUAUUUUGGCGCGUACGAAUUUGACAUUUCUCUCCCCUAUUUCUAUGUAUGAGAUUCGAUGCGGACUCACCUGAGGGCGACAUGCUCGCAAAAAAGGAUGUUGCCAAUUAUUUGUUCGGGAAAUGUGAGAGCUGGAUAUCUUGUUAAUAUGAUGUCUUUGAUAAUGCUCAAUCUAUAGUUUUGCGAAGUUCUGCGUUAUAUCUGGUACUAUCUCAAAAUUUGUGAAUAAUUUUUAGAUAUUUCUAAAGUUUGCACUAGAUAUUCUGCGAGCAGAUAGUGAAGAUGGCAGAACCGAAAAAAAGAAAUAAAAAAUCGAAAGAAGAAAUUGCACGAGAGUUUGAUCUUCCGGAGAGAAAAAGCAAAAUUGCUACAAUUCUGAAGCAGGAUGGUCAAGCAUAUUGCAUUUGUCGCUCAUCUGAUUCAUCUCGGUUUAUGAUUGCUUGUGAUGCUUGCGAGGAAUGGUACCAUGGCGAUUGUAUUAACGUUUCGGAAAAGGAAGCCAAACACAUCAAACAGUACUAUUGUCAACGUUGCAAGGAGGAGGAUCCUUCACUGCAGACAGUUUUUCGACUCGUUCCAGCUCAGAUACCAAUGCCAAACCCGGAUGACAAGAAAUCAAAAAAGACGAAAGAAAAAGGAAUCAGCAAGUCGGAAAAGCGUUGUGGGCAAUGUGAAGGAUGCAAAGCGAUAAAUUGUGGGAAUUGUGAUGCCUGUUUAGGAUAUCAAAACAAUGGCAGAAAACAGCGUUGCGAGAUGAGAAUCUGUACUAACAGUGUUAGUAGAAAGAAAGAUCGCGAAUCCAAAGCUGCUUCUAGGGCUAAAAAAAGGAAACGUUCAUUGACUCCAGAGCGCAUAUUAAAUCCUGCCUUAGAAGGAGAUCGACAGUGUUAUGGACCAGGCUGUAUUAUGACUGCACGGCCACAAUCUAAGUAUUGUUCAGAUCAUUGUGGCAUGAAGUUGGCUACCAGUAGAAUAUACCAAGUUCUUCCACAGCGCAUUCAGGAAUGGUCGCUCAGUCCAGCGAUAUGCGAGGAACAAAACAAGAAAGCUUUGGAGUCCAUUCGAACGAAGCAAACAAUUGUUCGAGCCACCUUGGCUGAGUUGGAUAAGCGACAUGCGGAACUGGACUUACUCGUUGAUCGUGCUAAAAGGUGUACACUGGAUCCAAACGCAUUGGACAGUAACGACGUAGAGGACGAAAUGUCUACGUACUGUAUAACCUGUGGUCACGAGAUUCACUCCAAAACGGCUAUUCGUCAUAUGGAGAAAUGUUUCAAUAAGUACGAAAGCCAGGCUAGUUUUGGUAGUAUAUUCAAAACACGAAUCGAAGGUAAUUCGAUGUUUUGUGAUUUCUACAAUCCGGCUAGUAAGACGUACUGCAAGCGGCUGCGGGUCCUAUGUCCGGAGCACUGUAAAGACCCUAAGGUGAGCGAUGCGGACGUUUGUGGAUGUCCACUGGUGAGGAAUGUCUUUCAACUGACGGGAGAGUUUUGUCGUGCGCCGAAGAAAUCUUGCUUCAAGCACUAUGUAUGGGAAAAGAUUCGCAGAGCAGAAAUUGACUUGGAACGGGUCCGGCAGUGGUUAAAGAUGGAUGAAUUGGUUGAACAAGAACGUCAAGUUCGUCAAGCGAUGGCCUCACGGGCAGGUGUUCUAGGAUUGAUGUUACACUCAACGUACAAUCACGAAAUUAUGGAAAAGCUGUGCAGUGGAAAGUUACAGUGAAAAGUGAUGUUUCUAUCUAAAAUCCCACUCACUUUAUCUGUCUUCAAGACAGUCUUGUUUAUUUCAGAUGUAACAUGGUGUUCACAAUAAAUAUUUCUCUUGCAAAAGUUUAAAACCUA